CCGGUAUCUCCCACCCAGGUACCCCCCCAUUACCAACCAACACAGGCCUACAUUCCCGUCUGUUCUAGUCUCUGCAAGCGGUCUUGUUCGAAAACGACUAAACAACACCUUUCCUCCAGAGAUCCUUAUCGCCAUGACCGUUUCCAUUCCGAUACAACUCACCUCUAAUCCUGACGUACAAGAUGAUGGAGACGCAGCAAAUUACCCCACCGACGUCCUUGUCGGACCUUCCGAAUGAACUUCUCUCUCACACCCUACGAUUCCUCGACUCUCCCCCACUUUCCGAGGGCCGUCUUCAGGAUGUGACACCGCCGGACGCUGAACAGGACCAGGUGGAAAGUCGGGCGCUCAAGACCUGCUCGCUGGUCAACAGACGCUGGCGCGCCGCCGUUCUCCCCUUGUUGUUUCGCCACGUUCAAUGGCGCAUCGCCCGCGACGCACUCCUCGGCCUCGAAGACGAUGGCGACCUAGUGGCUUCCAUUCCUACACUCGAAUUCAUCUGCUCCCAUAAUCUCCAAUACCAUGUCCGGACUUUCUCGAUGACGGUGGAAGACAAUGUGGCGUCCGCAGAUGCAGCAGAGAGUUCUCAAGAGCAGCCGCGCGGGAGUAGCAGCGAUUCGGCCGAGUGGACUACAUACAACCAAGACUACAACUGGCUGUGGGACGCCGUGUUUGAGCUGGUGAACCCGCUUCGCUUCACCAUAAUCACUUCCCCGCGAAUGCUGGCACUCCUGUUUGCCCGAUCGAUAUAUGUCGGCGAUUCAUGGAGCUUCGGCCCUCAGUUGCACAUCCUAUCCCUGUCUCGAGAAAGCAGUCAAGCCAAGCCUGGAUCAUCGUCGGAAUCUACAGCCGUGUCAAGCGGCAGUACACACCCCGCUCCAGGGCCAAUGUCUGCGCCCUACCCGAGUAUAUCUCCAAAGACCGUCCUCAAGCACAUUCCCUGCACACUCUUCACCGCCCGCCCUUGGACCAAACUUCUUUUGAACGAGGGACUCUCGGUGCGCGUCUACACCUCGUACGAGUUCUUCCUCAAGCGUCCACCCUCCAUCCUUGGCGCGCUGCUCGGAUGCGAGAGGUACCCUAACGAUCAGCCCCUCCUCCCGCGAUCGGUGACGGACCUGUCGUACGUGGCGGGCUUCCCUCUGUCGACUCACGUGGGGACGCUGGUGCGGAACGUACCGGUGCUCGAUCGGCUGUUUGUGCAGCUCGUGCCACGCGAGGACCGGUACGACGUGCUAGGCGACUCGACACUGAUGCGCAACGUCGACCCGGCAGACCUCUGGACGGAGCGCAACAGCGCCUACCAGCUCAUCAUUGGUGCCAUACUAGGCGGGCAGUGGGGCGAGAACUGGAACUCGCUCCGCGUGUUUGAGAGCGGGGACAGCGCGGACCGGGAGGCGUGGGAGUUGGCGACGCAGUACGUCGAGAUGUCGGGGACGGAUUGGCGGGUCGCGGGAGAUGGGAUCUUUGUGAAGAGGGAUAGGGGAGAAGAGGAUGAGGAUGGUGAUGACGACAAGGCAUACAACGAAGACGACGGGGAUCCAUACCCUUAUGAUGACGAUGACGAAGAAGACGACGAGGUCGGUUCCUUUGCAAACUCGCCCUUCAUGAUGGGGCAGCUGAUACGACUUUCUUUCAAUGGCACUUCAGACUUGCCUGUUUGAAGUCGGUGGCUCUAUCACUAGAUCAGUCAGAUCUUCUGUAUGUAAUCGCGGUGCCUGCGGUAGUUAUUUGCAGGUCGAGGCCAGUGACUCUCACUGGAUUCUUGCUGAGCAGUAGUCCAGGGCCAAGUUGCUUUUUGGCGAAAUUACUCGCACUAGGCCAACACGUAAAGAUGUACCAUACUGAGCGAAAUGCUUUUUUCGCGUGAUGACGUGGGUAUCUAGGUUAUAUAAGGGUAAGGAUAAAGUAGGUACACAAGUAGGAAGACAGGUAGGAAGACAGGUAGGGAGACAGGUAAGGAGACAGGUAAAUAGAUAGAGGUGCCACUGAUCUCCAACCUCCUAGCUCAUUAACAAUUGUUUGAUAUUAG
Pyricularia oryzae 70-15 is the source of this 2032-nucleotide messenger RNA. Its product is annotated as F-box domain-containing protein. NCBI's taxonomy places the organism in Eukaryota, Fungi, Ascomycota, Sordariomycetes, Magnaporthales, Pyriculariaceae. The transcript is spliced from 2 exons. The record is from RefSeq and is a predicted model, not a curated record. Bases 183 to 1664 code for a protein of 493 amino acids.